Anguilla rostrata (American eel) is the source of this 2596-nucleotide messenger RNA. Its product is annotated as Kv channel-interacting protein 4-like. Gene Ontology annotation, cellular component: voltage-gated potassium channel complex. Lineage: Eukaryota; Metazoa; Chordata; Actinopteri; Anguilliformes; Anguillidae. Gene Ontology annotation, molecular function: calcium ion binding; potassium channel regulator activity. Gene Ontology annotation, biological process: regulation of potassium ion transmembrane transport. The transcript is spliced from 8 exons. Bases 258 to 935 code for a protein of 225 amino acids. The record is from RefSeq and is a predicted model, not a curated record.
UCAGUAAACCUGCUCGGUGCAGACUCCCACGUGCUGAGUGGACUGCGGCUCUCUCUCUCCAGCGGCUCUGCGUCCGCCCGCGCCGCUCACACUUCGUCCGCGCGCCCAGCCGCGAGUCCCGCCGUCCCGCGCUGAGAGGGCCGGCUGCUUUUUUCUUUUUUUUGGGAAGGGGGACCUGCCGUCGCCGGCCACAGAGACAGUCCUUGUCCCGAGGGGACCGCGCUGACGGGACGCUCCUCUUUCAAAAAAAAAAAACCAUGAGCACCUGCAGGAAGAGAUGCAAGAGGCAGAUCCUGAAAUUCGCCCAGUACGCUUUCAGGGUAAUCACCGGCACGCUCAACAACGACAGCGUAGACGAUGAGCUGGAGCAGUCCAUGGUGCGCCAUCGCCCGGAGGCUCUGGAGCACUUGGAGGCAGAGACCAAGUUUACAAAGAAGGAACUUCAGAUCCUCUACAGAGGGUUCAAAAAUGAAUGUCCGAGUGGAAUCGUUAAUGAAGACACUUUUAAAAGCAUCUACGCUCAGUUCUUCCCCCAGGGAGAUGCAUCGAGGUAUGCACAUUUUUUGUUCAAUGCAUUUGAUACAGAUUACAAUGGAUCUGUGAGUUUUGAGGAUUUUGUCAUGGGCCUCUCUAUCUUGCUAAGGGGCUCAGUGCAGGAGAAGCUGAACUGGGCCUUCAAUCUAUAUGACAUCAACAAAGACGGAUAUGUGACUAAAGAGGAAAUGCUGGACAUCAUGAGAGCCAUUUAUGACAUGAUGGGGAGAUGUACGUAUCCGAUGCUUAAGGACGAGGCCCCCAGACAGCACGUGGAGCUGUUCUUCCAAAAAAUGGACAAAAAUCAGGAUGGAGUGGUAACCAUAGAUGAGUUCAUUGACUGCUGCCAAAAAGACGAAAAUAUAAUGAGGUCCAUGCAGCUGUUUGAGAACGUCCUGUAACUCGGGCCGAACAUGGAGUCCUGCAAUGGCGGCAUCCUCAUCCUUCAGCGAACGCAGUACUUCCCAGGACCCUCCACGCAGUAUUGAGAGACAGCGUUGUGUGUGGCGGUGCGUUUCCUAGCGUUUUAUGCAAACUGUGCUCGUUCGACCGCUCACACAUACAAUAUGCUGUAUAUAUUUUUGAACAGUAUGCUUCGUUUUAGAAAUUUUUGGAGAAAGGCACAUUUUGUUAUUCUAGCAUUUUUAAAAAUAGGAAGAAACAAGAAUUAAACAACUGUUGAUUGUAAACUUGUAUCAUUUUUGUCCUGUUCUUAUUAUCAUCAGCUUCUUUCAUUUUAUUUAUUAGUUUUUAAAAAUCCAAUUUGUGUAUAUAUCACUCUUAAUGACAUACUGUCUUUGCUUUAAAGAAUUAUGUCUUAGGAAGACUUUCCUGCAUUCGUUUGACAUUUGUUCUUACAAUUCGACUUACAAGUAAACUGAAGCAUUACACUUUUUCUUCACAAACUCAGUCUGUUGAGCAAGUGUUAGUGAUUGUUCAACUCGCCACACCAUGUGUGUAUGUAAAGAAUAUAAGGAAUUAUUGCUUUCAACUGCUAGUCAAACUUAAGAAAAAAAAAAGUUGACUGAAUCUCAGCCUUUAUUUAAUUCUACAUUUGGGCUAAAUAUUUCAGAUUUGGGACACGUUUGACUAUCAGUUCAGUAACCCAAGCAACUCUCAGGCCGUACUUUGAUAUUUCAUCUGUUAUUGAAAAUCUUACGCCACAUUGAACAGCAGCAUUAUGGACAGAGCUUCAUUGCGAAGGAGAGUUAUUUUAUUUAGCUGUCACUUUUAUCUUUCUUUUUUCUCUAAGAUGGACAGAUCACCACAACCUACAAUCUCCCAUAAAUCAAGCAAUCGCCCCUGACAGAUUACUGUGUAAGACAAGUGUAUAAUACGAAACAAAUGUAAAUAGCAUUGUAUGAUGUAUGAGUGAGUUGGAUGACAGUUUGUUUAUUUGCCAAUCAUAAUAGGUCAUGCUGCUCAGCAAGUCUUCAUAACAUCAUAAAACACACUGCAUUUCUGCAUACUUUGUAUUUCAUAAAUGACGCCAGUGCUUUAUUAUAACUUAUGCAGAGCAACAUGGGUAGAAUAUGAAUCACAUACAAUAACAUAUUCUAUGCUGCUGUAUAAAUGCUUUUUAAUGCAGAAUUUUCUAAAGCUAAAGGUUGUGUAUAUGAUGUAAGCCUGAUCCAACAUCCUGUUAUAGAUCAUAUGCACUUUCUGUUUAAUUUCAAGUCUUCUCAGAUAUGGGAGUGUAGGUUUAAACAGAAGCACACAGAUCCAGUAGUAUUUACCUCAAAUAUGCAGUUUUAACAUGAUAUUCUGUGAUGCUACUCAAGGAGAUAAAAAUGUCUAAAUGUUUCUAUUGUGACUGGAUGCAAGUUAUUCAUAUUUAUUCCUUUAUGAAAUGCUUUCAUCCAUAAUUUUCAGUGCUUUUUGCUCUCUGCAUUGCAUGGUAAGUGAAACUGGACUUUUAAACUACUGAACAAAAUGACAUUGUACACACACAGGAAACAAGGACAGAAAAUGUACAGUGUUAUUUCUGUAAUAUGACAUGGGGGACAAGAUGCGUGUUUUUUUAUUGUCUUGUGAACCAAUCAUUAAAACUAUUUAACAAAGA